This is a messenger RNA of Caenorhabditis auriculariae, 466 nucleotides long. The record is from the annotation of a GenBank genome assembly. NCBI's taxonomy places the organism in Eukaryota, Metazoa, Nematoda, Chromadorea, Rhabditida, Rhabditidae.
AUGAAUCGUAUUCUAUCAUUUUUGACUGUAUUUCUUGUAUUUGUUGGAUAUUCCGCCGCUCGUUUCUCCUGCGGUAACGAUGUUCUUCAGUCCGGAUUCGCUGAACUUAUAGUCGCCAACGACUGCAAAGGCCGACUCCGUCAGUUGCGAAAUUUAAAAAAAAACGCCAACUUUUCUUUUUUCCAGAGAAAAUGGAUUUAUGUUGUUUCAACCACAGAAAAUGCUACGAGGCGCAGAACAAGCGGGAGACGUGUGAUGAGCAAUUCUGCGCCUGCGCCAAGAACGCCGCUGAAAAACUACCUCUCUGCGAUGUUAGUUUUUAUUUCAUUCUGAGCGCAAUUCCAUGAAAACAGAAACGCUCGAUGGCGGAGUUUUUUAAAAAAUCUGAGUUUUGCAGUUGCAUGCCAACAACUUUUGCAAUACGGCGAAGAACUUUGGGGCUGCAAAUUACCCUCGACCUGGCUAA